GCGUGGCUGAGUGACGCAGGCGCAGUGCGACUUCGGAGGCGCGGGCUGGCCCCUCCGCGGGUUUGGAUCCGGGUCAGUCAGGCGCUGCGAUCCGGGAGAGACGAUCUGAACUGACGGGACUGGAUUCCCGGAGCGCCCCAGCUGCGAGGAGUAUUAACGGCAACAUCCAUAGUAGUGUAAAAACUUUCACAAUGAAAUCUGAAGCCAAGGAUGGGGAAGAGGAGAGUCUACAAACUGCUUUCAAGAAAUUAAGAGUGGAUGCAUCAGGGUCCAUAGCAUCUCUGUCUGUUGGAGAAGGCACAAAUGUCAGAGCAUCAGUCAGAACAUCAGCAGAUGAGACCAAACCGAAAACCUCAUGUGCACCUAAAGACAGUUGGCAUGGGUCUACAAGGAAGUCUUCACGAGGAGCAGUAAGAACCCAGCGUCGUCGACGUUCUAAGUCUCCUGUCCUUCAUCCUCCAAAGUUUAUACAUUGCAGUACAAUAGCUUCUUCUUCCAGCAGCCAGCUCAAGCACAAAAGCCAGACUGACUCCCCUGAUAGCAGCAGUGGGCUGGGAAUUUCCACCCCUAAAGAGUUCACUGCAGGAGAAUGCUCUACUUCUCUCGAUACUAAUCACACAGGGGCAGUCGUUGAGCCUUUGAGAACUUCGGUUCCCAGGCUCCCAUCAGAGAGUAAGAAGGAAGACUCCUCUGAUGCUACCCAAGUCUCCCAAGCAAGUCUCAAGGCCAAUGAUCUCUCUGACUUUCGAUCCGUUUCCAGGCUAAACCAGGGCAAGCCAUGUGCAUGCAUAGGCAAGGAGUGCCAGUGUAAGAGAUGGCAUGAUAUGGAAGUGUAUUCCUUUUCAGGCCUGCAGAGUGUCCCUCCCUUGGCCCCAGAACGAAGAUCCAUGCUUGAGGACUACUCUCAGUCGCUCCACACCAGAACUCUGUCUGGCUCCCCCCGCUCCUGUUCUGAGCAAGCUCGAGUCUAUGUGGAUGAUGUGACCAUUGAGGACCUGUCAGGCUACAUGGAAUAUUACUUGUAUAUUCCCAAGAAAAUGUCCCACAUGGCAGAAAUGAUGUACACCUGAUAGCAAGAAGCUAAGUAAUAUGCUUUAAACCAAUGAAGGGUUGUCAGAGAGAUUUAGUUAAUGGCAGACCUUGCGGCCACGUUAUGUGAGAAGACAUCUCCUUCUGCUCACUGUGCUUGCAAUAAAAACUUUUCUUGGCAUCUCCGUUCAUCUUCGUUCUUUAAACUCACUCUCUGCGUUCUUACAUACGCACCAAAGCAAGCAGAUCAAAGGAAAAUAAAUCCCUCUUCUUUAGAAAAAGUUUCUGGGAGUUGAAGAAACCAUAACUACUUGACUGGGAGCGAUGGGUAUAUGGUAAAAGGCUUUGUAAAGCAGGGCAUUUUUCAGAUCUGUUUAAGAUUUGUUGGCCCGGGAAAAUGAAACGUUUUGUAACUGGACUGAACAUUCGUCAUGCUGCAGUUGCCAGCCCAGAAUCUUAGAAGUUCUAUGACUGCUUUGAAGCGUCUCUGAUUUAACACAAGCUUAUUGUGUCUUUCAGGGUUCCUUAUGUUAUUGUUAAGCCAGAAAUCGAAGGUUUAGAUUCAGUGUGAAUAAACUAGCUGGCCUGCCCUAUAUUGUUUGAAAGAAUCAUCAACCAUCACCAAACAAACCCCUGCUGGCACUUGGUGUGUGAAGUUUCUCGGGUCAGAAGCAGCGAGGAGCGGGCUGCUUUGGUUGGAAGGAGGGGGUGUAAUAUUUGAAACCAGCGUGCGUCUUCUCCAUCUGUGGCAUUUUAACACACGUGGCAUGUUUCAGUCCGUUGUGAUGUAGAUCUCAUGCCCCAGUUUCAAAUGUUCUGGAUGGAUAGUAUCUCUGCACUGCCCUCCCGCCCCAGCCAACCCAACACAGAAUUUUAUACAUGCUGUAUCUUGCAUUUCUGGUUGGCCAUCCAAAAA
This is a messenger RNA of Mirounga angustirostris (Northern elephant seal), 1945 nucleotides long. It is a transcript of the gene OSER1, whose product is annotated as oxidative stress responsive serine rich 1. Gene Ontology annotation, biological process: cellular response to hydrogen peroxide. The record is from RefSeq and is a predicted model, not a curated record. NCBI's taxonomy places the organism in Eukaryota, Metazoa, Chordata, Mammalia, Carnivora, Phocidae. The coding region runs from base 192 to 1070 and encodes 292 amino acids. The transcript has 4 exons.